Molecule: messenger RNA, 675 nt
Organism: Mycena indigotica
Lineage: Eukaryota; Fungi; Basidiomycota; Agaricomycetes; Agaricales; Mycenaceae
Product: Glutathione S-transferase
Exons: 5
Coding region: 1-675 (224 amino acids)
Cellular component (GO): cytoplasm
Molecular function (GO): glutathione transferase activity; glutathione binding
Source: RefSeq, a predicted model, not a curated record
AUGGUUCUCAAGCUCUAUGCAGCCAACCGCGUCGGUGGAGGCGGGGCUCUGGUUGCCAUCGUUCUGGCUGCGAAAGGGAUUGCUUUCGAAUUCGUGCCCACCGAAGUUUCUGCUGUUGGGCCGAAGUCCCCCGAGCUGCUUCGAAUGCAACCGUUUGGCCAGGUCCCAGUGAUAGACGAUGAUGGAUUUAUCCUUUACGAGUCCCGCGCAAUCUGUCGCUAUAUCGAGAACAAGUAUCCCGGUCAAGGGCCCAAGUUUGUUCCAGAUGCUGGUGACGCGAGAGGAUUGGCUAUCUUUGACCAGGCAAUGUCUGUCGAGAUGUGCCAUUUCUACCCAGCUGUGUUAGCGGUGGUCGAGGAAGUCGUUUUCAAGCCUCACUACGGACAAAACACUGAUGCUACGGCCCUUGCGGCAGCGGUCAAAUUAUUCGAAGCCAAGUUGGACGUCUAUGAAGUCAUUCUCAGCAAGCAAAAAUAUACGGCUGGAGAUAGCCUUUCUUUGGUCGAUAUAUUCCAUCUAACCCACGCCCCUUUGCUUGCUCGUUAUGCCAACAUCCAUGUCUUGACCGACAACAAGCGACCACACGUUGCAGAGUGGUGGAAGAACCUCAUAUUGCUUCCGGAAUGGGUCGAGCUUGAAGCACAGGGUGGUAUUGUGUCCAGAAAGAACAUUUAG